CUCCUCGCAUUGUCUAUCACUCAGCAGAGGCACACGGUGAGCUGAAGAAGUCCUGACCUGACACCAGCACCAGCAGAAUAACCAGCAGCAGCAGUCUUUCCUUCUCGAUUGGAGCAGAGCACCAUGGCAGGCAGCACUGUCCUUCACUUGAGCUUCCUUCUGACGCUCGCAGGAAUUCUCCUCCUUGCAUGCAGCUCAGCACAAAGAGUCAGAGUAAGAAGACAGAAUAUGAAGGUUCGAAUCAACGCCACUGGGGAUACGAUAGUUCUGAAGUUCGUUCGACCCAACCCUGAUGUCAAACUUGAAGGCUACAUCUUAGGCUAUGGUUCCAGCAUGUUCUCCAAGCAGUUCAUUCAACUUCCAGAAAACGGGGAACCCUAUGAGACCGAGAUUGAUGCUGAGCCCAAGUACCUGGUAGCUGUUCAGCCCAUCCCAACCAAUGAUGUGAAGAAGCACUGCACAGGUAGCAUGCAAAAUAAAAAUAAAGCUCAGCAUUUUAUGUUGGUUUCUUCCUUUGCCAUCUCAUUUCUAGCUGUGGUAUACCACAACAUAAGCCAGCCAGGACUUCCCAAAAACACAGGCGUUAAUGGAGGUCCCAAGACAUCUUUUGCGCCACCAAUGGGCCAGCAAGGAACUGUGGCUGCUCCAAGAGCCAAUGAGCCAAAAUGGCCUCAGCUUCCAUUGGAUUCAGACAGCCAUGUUAGAAAUGACUCCUCUCAGCUGGUGGAGAUCCUUCCCAUCCUUCCCCAACUCCUAUCCGCUAAACCCUCCCAUCCUUCAAUCACCCCUGCCCCCUAUUCCUUACCCAGCACUACCCGGACACCCCCACAUGGACACUCUCAAACCAGUGCACCUAGUGCCACUCAGAUGCCACAUAGUUCCUCUGGUAAGAGUAUCCGGAGAGACUCCAUCUCUUCUCUUCCAUCCAAACCCCUCGAUUCAGUCUUAACAGUGACCACCAGGAACCAGACGUCACUGGGCAGAUACCCUUUCUCUCUCUCUAAUGGCAUGAGACCUUCUUCCCCCAGGCUUGUUGACUCCUCCAGAAGAUAUGGGGCUAACGGUGAGCACCAUAAGGGACUUUCUCUCCCCAAACCAGCCAUAUGGUCCAGAACAAGAAUGGGUUCUCCAGCUGCACGCCUUCCUAAUCCAGCAAAAAAGCCUAAUCUUGUUAGCAAACCUGGAGGAAUAGCAGACAAGACAACAGGCCUGAGUCAAGACAAAGCUUCCAUCUUGAAACACAUGCUGCCACCUGUUACAGCAAAACCAUCCAAACCAAAGACAACAUCUUCUCCUACAGUGACAGCACCCCGAUUUGAGACAUGGGAGAACUCUUCAGUAUUCAGCUCUGUUCCUGCUUCUAAAGUUGAUGCCCUGGGCAAAGAACGCUACAUUGCUCCACAUGUGGUCUACAAGACAGAUAAGAAGCCAGACGAACCGUGCUCCAUCACCACCUCUCUGAGUUACUUCCCUGAGGAGGAGGCUGGAGAGCAAAAUGUCACCAACCCUCCAAGAACACCCCCAUCCAACCUUACUGUUGUAACCGUGGAAGGAUGCCCCUCCUUCAUUAUUCUUGAUUGGGAGAAAACAGAUAAUGAGACGACAGAAUAUGAGGUUAUCUCAACUACUAAAGGUCCUGAUGGUGAACAGGUUUCCAUUCUGACCACCAACCAGACUCAUACAGCUGUGGAGAACCUCAAACCAGAGAGCAGUUAUGAAUUCAAGGUGAAGCCCAAGAAUGAACUCGGUGAAGGGCCCCCCAGCAAACCAGUGACCUUCAACACAGAGUCUGCAGAUCCACGGGUAAGCGAGAACGUCUCAGGUAAAGAUGCCAUUUGGACCCAGUUCCCCUUCAAAACUGACUCCUAUUCCGAAUGCAACGGGAAACAGUAUGUCAAGAGGACGUGGUACCGCAAAUUUGUUGGCAUCCAACUCUGCAACUCCCUCCGAUACAAGAUCUACCUGAGCGACUCCCUCAACGGUAAAUUCUACAAUAUUGGAGACCAGACGGGUCAUGGUGAAGACCACUGCCAGUUUGUGGACUCAUUCCUGGAUGGAAGAACGGGCACUCAGCUUCCUGCAGACCAGCUACCUUACAGGCCAGGCUUCUACAGAGCAAUGAGACAAGAGCCAGUCCACUUCGGCCAGAUAGGUGGAAAUUCCCAUAUCACCUACGUCGCAUGGUACGAAUGCGGUACGCCAAUCCCAGGGAAGUGGUAGGACCGGAGCAAGUGUCCGCAAGGAACCCUAAAGAGUAACUCUCAUUGGUUGGGGUUGGGGUUGGUGCCUGCUAAAGUCACUUGACAGGCUUUUUUACUGUUUCCCCCCCCCCCACCAAUGAUGGUGAGUUCAGUCACUCCUCAGCCUACGUCACCAAAGUUCAUACCAUGUAUAAUAGUGUACAGGAUCAAAGAGUCAGGGAAUACUUUUGAGUGCAUUUGUGACAUGUAAUAGCAAAACAGUGCCUCAUCUUGUUAUUUAUCAUACAGUAACUAGAACAAAGUAAUAAUAAUGAAAAAAAAAUAGUUCAUUAUGAGAAAAACACUUCAGAUGCAUUGAAGUGUUGAACAUAACAUAAAAAAGAAAGGUAAAAAUACUUGUUUAAAUAUUGGGAAGCUGGCUCCCUGAAACUAUUUUGAUAUUUUGUGUAAUAUUAUUUAUCAAAGUUUGUGGUUUCUUCACUGGCUUUCUUCCAGUGAGAAAGGGCCAGGCUUUCAUUAAGCGCUUUAAAGACUACCACCAGAGGCAGCUGUAUUAGUUUAGGUCUCUGAUAUGUCAGAUGAUAUGUAUAGCUGGGACUCUUCGCAUCAUUGCUUUUACGAACACAUUGUACUGGCUCAACAAGUCAGGUUACCCACACUAGAAUAGACACAAUGGACUCAAGACGACGACACGUCUAUGUUUACAACGGGUUGGGAUGAACAUAAUCAUUGUCUUUACAUACGCACACACACCUACACACAUGAAACAUGCAAACUAACAUUCAUUUAGAUGCUUUGUACCAUGGCUAUAGUCUUCCAAUGUAAGUCCUGGUAUGUUUGAUGGUUCUAGAUUGUAAGGACAACCUUACACUUGCAAUUUGCACAGCACAAAUAUAUUUAUAUGUAUAUGGAGAGAGUAUUUUUUUCAGAAAACCUUUGAGAAAAUU
Messenger RNA from Sinocyclocheilus grahami, 3148 nucleotides. RefSeq names its product target of Nesh-SH3-like. The record is from RefSeq and is a predicted model, not a curated record. The transcript has 18 exons. The coding region runs from base 124 to 2220 and encodes 698 amino acids. Gene Ontology annotation, molecular function: protein binding. NCBI's taxonomy places the organism in Eukaryota, Metazoa, Chordata, Actinopteri, Cypriniformes, Cyprinidae. Gene Ontology annotation, biological process: extracellular matrix organization; positive regulation of cell-substrate adhesion.